GUCCAAACAUCCUAGUGGACGACACCCUGCCCUCGGAAGUAGACAAGGCCCUUCUGAGUUCGGUGAAGGACUCCAUCGUCCAGGGCUUCCAGUGGGGUACCCGCGAGGGUCCCCUAUGCGAGGAGCCCAUCAGAAACACGAAAUUUAAAAUCCUGGAUGCCGUCAUCGCUAACGAGCCCCUGCACAGAGGUGGCGGUCAGAUCAUCCCCACCGCGAGACGGGUGGUGUAUUCCGCCUUCCUCAUGGCCACUCCGAGGCUGAUGGAGCCCUAUUUGUUCGUGGAAGUGCAGGCACCGGCAGACUGCGUGUCUGCCGUGUAUACGGUGCUUGCGAAGAGACGUGGUCAUGUCACUCAAGAUGCGCCAGUGCCAGGGUCUCCGUUGUACACCAUUAAGGCUUUCAUUCCGGCUAUAGACAGUUUCGGUUUCGAGACUGAUUUGAGGACGCACACGCAGGGACAGGCGUUCUGUCUGUCGGUCUUUCAUCACUGGCAG
Molecule: messenger RNA, 494 nt
Organism: Anoplophora glabripennis (Asian longhorned beetle)
Lineage: Eukaryota; Metazoa; Arthropoda; Insecta; Coleoptera; Cerambycidae
Product: 116 kDa U5 small nuclear ribonucleoprotein component-like
Exons: 2
Biological process (GO): mRNA splicing, via spliceosome
Cellular component (GO): U4/U6 x U5 tri-snRNP complex; U2-type catalytic step 2 spliceosome; cytosol
Molecular function (GO): GTP binding; GTPase activity; U5 snRNA binding
Source: RefSeq, a predicted model, not a curated record